AUGAGUCCUGCAGUACGGGCACACCCGAAUCCACUUAUCUUUAGUAAAAGUCUAGUGGAUUUGUUAUUGGCCAUGAUUUAUGUGGCGGAGUACUGCGUGACCGAGCUCUCGGACUCUGUCGCGCUGCCGUUCCGCAUCGCUGCGGUCACGCAAGCUCUGUUGAUUGCAGGCGAGUUUUGGUUCUUUGCUAUUCCCAUUGACAUGGUGCAGUCUAUUACAAAUCCGUUCACGUCGUACUCGCACAAUUUUAGAGUCUAUUGGUUCUACUCGGUGCUGAGUGGUAUUGUGUGUGGGUUUGUGCUGUGGUCUCUCGGUGAUGCAGAGGCUGAAUGCAUUACAAUGGACGAUAAAAACCCAGACUGCGUGAAAGCUGCCAAUGACAGUGAGCAGCGGUUUAUCUGGUUCCACCACAAUACAGACAUGCCGGGCUUUUUCUGGCAUCAGUGGAUCCUGUAUCACGCGUGUGUUGUCGUGUAUCUGAUCUUCGGUCUCGCAUGCAUGGUGUAUGUUCGAAGCCGAUUACGUCGUGGAUUGGAAGAGACGUUUGAAGUGCGACGUCGUGUACUGUCCAACGGAAUGCUUACAUGCGCAGUAUUCAUCUCGUGGUCGUUCCUGAUGAUCUGUCUCUUUGCGAUGGCGAAUACUGCAACAGUAAAGUCCGUGCUGGGAAAGACUCUGUUUAAAGAGCUUAUCGACCUGAGUGCAUUUCUGCACGCCUCCCGUGGGUGUGUCAACAUUAUCGUCUGGAUUGUUGUCAAUGCGCCGUAUUUUCCUUCGAUAAAUCCCGAUGACCCUGCAGAUUUGACGUUCCCGUUACUUUUGGAGAAUGGAUCGGUGAUGCAAGGGUCGUGUACUCGUAGUAAUGAUAGUUUUGAGUGUAUUGAGGCAUGCAACAAUCCUGACGAUUCAAACAAGCAUGAAGAGAGACUAAUGAAUCCGCAGCUUAAUGUGGCAUUGCGGAAGCAGAUGAUUUACAUGGCAACGAAUGGCAUUAUUGAGUCGAUACAGCACCAUCACCGAAUGCGGCGAGAAAAUGGAAACAACCACACGUUUCAAAUGGAUUGGCAACGAUCUCCUCAACGAAGAAUGAGGCAGCUGCUGAUGUCCGCGUCAAUCAGCGAAAGUGUGGGGUCGAUGACGAUGCCUCCGAGGUCAAUGCCGAUGUUGCGCGAAAUGAGAAACUCAACAGUGCGAGUUGUCGAGGAACCACGUGACAAUCCUAGCAAUAUGCGCUUCACGUUCAUGCCCAUGGCUUUGACGGAAAUGCAGUUCUACGAUUUCCAGCCGCGUGUGUUUGCAUCCAUUCGCCAACUGUAUGGUGUCAAUGAUGCCGAAUACAUCUUCGCGUUCCGUUCCACGAUUAAUGAGCGGAUUAGCGAAGGCCGAAGUGGCGCUUUCGUUUUUAACACUUGCGACCGCAAAUAUUUGGUCAAGAGCACUACGUCGAAGGAAAAGGAUGUGCUGCUUAGAUUGCUGCCUACUUAUCUACGCUACCUUAAGUGGAAUCCAGGAACGCUCUUGCCUCGUUUCUUCGGUUUUCAUGCUAUGAAGAUGUACGGUCAGAUUUUUUAUUUCAUCGUGAUGGGAAACUUUUUGAGCACAACGGAAGUCAUUCAUCGCAGAUACGAUAUCAAGGGAUCUUGGGUAGAUCGUAAUGCCCCUGCGUGCGUUUUGGGUGAGAAGUAUCGCUGUUCAAAGUGCAACAGGUUCUUUACAUUCGGAGGUGCUCCUGGAGAGCCAUGCUUUUUGCCCGGCGAAGAGCACUACCCCGACACUACUCUACGAGACAAUGAUUUGAAGAAACGGCUGAAACUGGAGCCCGGUGCAGCGGCAAAGCUUGUGACGCAACUUACUCGUGAUAGUAACUACCUCGCCAGCGCCGGCAUCAUGGACUACAGUCUUCUUAUUGGCACGCACUACUCGUAUUUUACUAUCACAACGGAAUACAAGCAAGGAAUCUCGCGUCGAAAGUCGGUGGAACUCACUGUGCACUGCGAUGACACGCAUGAGCAAAGAAGUGAUGUCGAUUUUCUCCCUAAUUUGUACGAGAAUCGCCACUCUACAAACGAGGAUGAUAUCAUAUCCGAAGACACGAGGCCGUCCGAAUCUUCCGAUGCUUCCAGUGAAACCUAUCUCUCUGAUCUUUCGCCGGACCCGGCUCCCGUCGAGCGAGUUGUGUACCCUGAUAGUCACGCAUACAACGCACACCAGGUUUCUGGCCCGAGCAAGUACUAUUUCGGCCUGGUAGAUAUUUUGCAGGAGUGGACAGUCACGAAGCAGAUUGAGCGUGCCUACAAGGUGCGUGUGUUGCGAAAGUCGCAAAGUGGUGUUUCUGCGAUCCCACCAAAGCCUUAUGCUCGACGCUUCCAGCGCAAAAUGAAGCAAUUAUUCAUCACGAUGCCGAUGCACCCGCUUGAUGCUUUGGAAAAUGAUGACGCAACAAGCGAUAUUCGUGCACAUGUAGUGUAA
Molecule: messenger RNA, 2469 nt
Organism: Peronospora farinosa
Lineage: Eukaryota; Oomycota; Peronosporomycetes; Peronosporales; Peronosporaceae
Source: the annotation of a GenBank genome assembly